CUCAGAGGCCGAGCCACACAGGUAACUCAGAAAAAAAUAGAAAGGGGAGGAAAAAAAACUCUAGGGCUUGUUAUGGAGUUCGUGUGAAAGAAACACGGAUUUCCACCCUUCUCUACCAGUUAAACCAGUAUCUCUGGAUAGAGCACACUCAAGUACUGCAACAGUUUUUACCCUUGUGGUCCCUGAUGGCUUCGCACAGUGAUACUCUGGUGGUGUUCUUUGGGGCAACAGCUGGUGCAAAUGGGGGUAAACUGGGUUCGGAUGAGAGGGAAAUAAUUCUCUUGGUGUGGCAAAUUGUGGAUCUACAUGAGAAAAAGGUCGGGAAGCUUCACAGAUGUCUUGUCAAGCCCGACACUUUGGAGCUGACAGACCAGUGUAAAGAGGACACAGGGCUGACUUUGGACGACAUCAUCAAAGCUGAGCCCCUGGACAAAGCUCUGCAACAGUUCCAGCAAUCGGUGUCAUCAGAAGUGAAAUGCCUCGGCAGAAGCUCUUACACGCUUUGUGUCAACAGUCCCCUUGUCAUUCGACAGGCCCUCCACCCCGAGGCUUCCAAAAAGAAUCUUGUCCUUCCUGAAUGUUUCUUUUCAUUUGUGGACGUGACAAAGGAGUUUCACAAAUGCUGCCCCAAUGCCGGCCCUGUGCAGAAGCUCACACUCUCCUCCAUGCUGGAAUAUGUUGGCCUUCCCGCUGAGUCAGAGCAGUUGAUGGGGGUGAGGGAGGUGAGGAGCAUGGUGCAGCUGACACUCUGCAUCCUGGCUGAGCCGUACAAUCACACAUUUUCCUGUGUUGAAACAGUGAAGUACAAGUUUGAUUCUGGCACAUGCAGUAAGACAGAGCCAGUGGACAGUGAGACAGUCAUCAGAGCGCGGGGGCUUCCAUGGCAGUCCUCAGACCAAGACAUUGCUCGCUUCUUUAAAGGCCUCAAUAUUGCCAAAGGUGGCAUUGCCCUGUGUCUCAAUGCUCAGGGCAGGAGGAACGGCGAGGCCUUAGUUCGCUUCAUCAAUUCUGAACACAGGGACCUGGCGCUGGAGCGACACAAGCACCACAUGGGCAGCCGCUACAUCGAGGUCUACAAGGCCACAGGAGAGGAAUUCCUCAAGAUUGCUGGAGGUACAUCCAAUGAGGUGGCCCAGUUCCUGUCCAAAGAGAACCAGGUGAUUGUCCGUAUGCGGGGGUUGCCGUUCACCGCUACACCCCAAGAAGUGCUGGCCUUCCUCGGUCCCGAGAGCCCAGUCACAGAUGGCGCCGAGGGUCUGCUAUUCGUCAAGUACCCUGACGGACGUCCCACUGGUGAUGCCUUUGUGCUCUUCUCUUGUGAAGAGUAUGCCCAGAAUGCCCUGAAGAAGCACAAGCAGAUCCUGGGGAGGCGUUAUAUCGAGCUGUUUCGGAGUACUGCGGCUGAGGUGCAGCAGGUCCUGAACCGCUACAUGUCCACCCCACUGAUCUCCACACUGCCCCCUUCACCCAUCGUGCCUGUCCCAGUCCUCGCCUCACCUUCCUUCCUUUCAUCAGCCAGCAGCACCCGUGACUGUGUCCGCCUCCGUGGUCUGCCCUACACCGCUGGCAUUGAGGAUAUUCUGGAGUUCAUGGGAGAGCACACUGUUGACAUCAAACCCCAUGGAGUCCACAUGGUCCUCAACCAACAGGGUCGGCCCUCUGGUGAUGCCUUCAUCCAAAUGAAAUCACCCGACAGGGCAUUUAUGGUGUCCCAAAAGUGCCAUAAAAAGACGAUGAAGGACCGUUACGUGGAGGUGUUCCAGUGCUCCACAGAGGAGAUGAGCAUCGUCCUGAUGGGAGGAACCCUGAACCGCAGCGGACUCUCCCCUCCACCCUGCAAACUUCCCUGUCUGUCUCCCCCCACAGCUUACGCCGCGUUCCCCACCCCACCUGCCAUUCUCUCUGAUGCCGCCCUCUAUCAGCCCCCCCUGCUGGCUGCUCCUAGACCCCAUCAGACCACCACACACAGCCCCGCUCACACUCUGGCUUACUACCCCCCUCAGCCACAUCUGUACAUGAACAUGAACAUGAACUACACCGCUUAUUACCCCAGCCCCCCAGUUUCUCCCUCCACAGUUAGCUACUUUGCAGCUCCACCAGGAGCAGUAGCAGCAGCAGUCGCAGCCCAACCCCACCCUGCUGCAGCCGCCUCUCCUGUGCUGCCCCAACCUGGCGCCCUGGUCAGGAUGCAGGGCCUGCCCUACAAUACUGGAGUCAAGGACAUCCUCAGUUUCUUCCAGGGAUACCAGCUCCAGCCCGACGCCGUUCUCAUCUUGUACAACUUCAGUGGCCAGUGCAGCGGCGAGGCCUUGAUCACCUUCCCUAGCGAGGAGAUGGCCAGGCGGGCCGUAGCCGAGCGCUCCAACCAUCCCUUCUACGGCCAGCAGGUCCAUUUGGUCUUCUGUAACUGACCACUAGUCCUCCAUCUCUCUCCAUCUCCCUCAUUUAACCUCCCACAGAAGAGCACUCGCUUUCUGAACAAACCUCUUCAGCAACAACUUUUGCUUUCCCAUCGGAACAGGUUCCAGUACAGCUACUGAACCUCUACCUCCUCCCUGAUCUGCCAUAAUGCUGGCCCCGACACUCCUGAAGCUGCUGUUGGAGUUUUGUAUUGUUGCCAUGUCUGCUUCACCAUCCAGCUCCUCAGGUGAAGCAGCUGAAGUCAUUCAUGUUGGGCUAAAUUUCAGGUGAAAGUCUUGCGUAGCGUUACUGUGUAUCUGCUCUUACUGUAAUAGCUGGUUGUUGAGACGUGAUGGUGUGGAGCCUGGAAAAACCCAUGUCAGUGUCUCUGCUCAGCCACAUCUGCAUGUAUAUUUAUACUCUAUAUACAGUAUGUGUCCUUCAUAAAACUGUACAGAUGUUCAUCCUGAAAUGCUUGACACUGCUUCCACCUUACACAAGCGUUCUUCUGCACGACCUUUUCUGUAUAUUUCUGUUUCACUUUAUAACACUACAAGACUUUUUUUUUUUCCUCAGAGUUUAUAAUCCUUUGUGUUAGCGCUACGCAAACACAGCUGUGUGUAUGUACAUGCACAAUGUUUAUUGAUUUAAUGGCCUCCAGCAGUGUAUUGGUGCCAUUUAAAAAGAGAAAAAAAGCCAUAGACUGACUUAGACUACUGAAAACAAAGAGACUGUUCUUCUCAACUGUCUUGGAGUAAUUUAAACUAGUGUUGAGCUGCAGGGACUGUUGGUUAAAGAGCAAUAUUACAGAUGUGCCAGUGUACCAGCUAAUUUUUGUAUUUUUGUCUGUCUGUAAAAACCAUUUAUGUUUGACGUAUGUCAUCUGUCUUCAAGCACUACAGAUUUCUUUUUGCUCUAAUCAAAGCUUUAAGGAACCGAGAAUCUUUAUCAGAGUAGCAUAAUCAGUUGAUUCUAUUUUUACUAAUCCCAUUUCCUUACAAAUUGGAGAUUUUGUUAAUAAAUGUAAAAGACCUGAGGCGUCUCCUGAUGCCUUUUAUAAUUAUUGACCUCAACUACGGUAUCUUCUGUUCUUAUUUCCAGACUCUUCACAGUGAUCAGUCUGUAGCAUGCCUUGAUUUCUGCUUUUGAACAGAGUACUGUGUAAAGCUUUUCAUGUGACAGGCCUGCUGACAGCUGUCCAAGCUUUUUCGUCAUCACUGUGCCUACACUACCCAGAGUGCAAUACUGGCCCAAAUAAGGCUAGGUCAACCUCUGGUGGCAGAGGAGAUAUUUGUUUCUUUUGUUGCAAGUUUGAGACUUGUAUGAAUUUAGAACUGUGUAUAAGACUGUAAACAAUAAAAAAUGUUGACAAUAA
This is a messenger RNA of Thunnus maccoyii (southern bluefin tuna), 3775 nucleotides long. It is a transcript of the gene esrp2, whose product is annotated as epithelial splicing regulatory protein 2. Gene Ontology annotation, biological process: regulation of RNA splicing. Gene Ontology annotation, molecular function: mRNA binding. Gene Ontology annotation, cellular component: nucleoplasm; ribonucleoprotein complex. Lineage: Eukaryota; Metazoa; Chordata; Actinopteri; Scombriformes; Scombridae. The coding region runs from base 186 to 2411 and encodes 741 amino acids. The record is from RefSeq and is a predicted model, not a curated record. The transcript is spliced from 16 exons.